Messenger RNA from Paraglomus occultum, 1521 nucleotides. The record is from the annotation of a GenBank genome assembly. NCBI's taxonomy places the organism in Eukaryota, Fungi, Glomeromycota, Glomeromycetes, Paraglomerales, Paraglomeraceae.
AUGGUGUCACAAUACAUUGUUUGGUCAUCUGAUUAUCGUCUUAAACCACCGGCAUUUUGUCAUAUUGACCUUAUUGACCAUACCAUUACUCUCGUAGUCGAACAUGAGCGAAAGAAGAAUGUCAGGCCCAGCCUCGUUCCAGUCGUCGGUGCUGUUUCAGCCGAAGAACUGAAUGAAAAAUAUAAGAAGUUAUUUCAGGAAUUUUCAAAGAUAAAAGCUCAGCAUUCGAUAUUAAAGAAAGCCGUUCUUAAGGAACAAGCAAGAAAUACAGAACUUACUGAACAAGUUAAAGUGAAAGAACAAGAUCUACGCAAUUCAAUCCAACAACUCGACCUACUUACGUUUCACAAUCAACGACUUACCAAACGUAUCGAAAGUCUACAAGAUGCCAACAAGGCUAGACUGACUCCGGGUUGGUUAGUGGGUUCAGCUAAAAAGGAACUGGAGAAGUCAAAAUCUACACUUGAGACCACUUCCGUAGAAUUGGGACGAAAGAUCGAAGAAAAUGAAAUGCUGAAUCAUAAGCUUUAUGAAUACAAAAGCCUUUACGCUCAAGAAACCAGUGCACUCCAAACUAGGAUAGCUGACUUGGAGAAAAAGAAUGAGGAACUUGAGGUCGAGUUGUCACGUUCCAAUAUUGCAGGAGAUGAGGCCAUGGAUACUCUUCGUGAGGAAAAGCAACAGCUUGAAAUGGAGCUUGAGGAAACAAAGACAAAGCUUAAAGAGAAAAUGGAAAAGUUGUCCGUAGAAUUGGGACGAAAGAUCGAAGAAAAUGAAAUGCUGACUCGCAAGCUUCAUGAAUCCCAAAGUCUUUACGCUCAAGAUCUUAAUGCACUCAAAACUAGGCUAGCUGACUUAGAGAAGAAGAAUGAAGAACUUGAGGUCGAGCUAUCACGUUCGAAUAUCGCAGGAGGUGAGGCAAUGGAUACUCUUCGUGAGGAAAAGCAACAGCUUGUAAUGGAGCUUGAAACGGAGCUUGAGGAAACAAAGAAAACACUUAAAGAGACAAUGGAAAAAUUGAAAGAGAGUGAGAGCGCAAGGAAGAAUGCCAUUUCAUCGCCUGAACCGGCCAAGUCACAAAGUUUGUCGAACGUAACUGCGCCAGAGUCUGAAACUGAGAAGCAUAACACUAGCGCAUUACUUACACGCGGUGGACCGAAUACAUUAGAAAAGGAUGCAGGGCGCGUUGAGAUAUCUGACGGUGAUGCAACACGUGAAUUACUUAUUAAGAAACAUUACGAGUCAAAGAUUCAGCAGCUAAAUGAACGGUUGCAACUGGCCGACAGCACGUCAGUUAGAAUGGCUGAGGCCGUGAAAUUAAUGAGAGAGAAGCUAGCUACUGCUGAGAAAGAGAUUACUCGAUUACAAGCAGAAAAUAAAAAGUGUAAGGAGGAUCUUGGACGUGUUGUGGCCGAGAAGAUCGAAGCAGAUGGUUCACAUAAAAAAGAAAAAGACAUAAUGACUGAUUAUAUUAAUGAAUUACAAAAACAACUGCAAACAACUGUCAACUUGAAUUCAUAA